AUGUUUAACAUCGAGAAUGUCAAGAACGGCGAGGUCGUGCAUCAGAUGAGCCUCCUCAUCAAAGGCUCCUCCCAGACUUUCGUUAUCGCCCACACAAAUGUCACUGUCUCUGUUAGCGCUGAAUCCGAGCGUAGUACAGGAGGAGGCCGCAAACAGGAAUGGCCUAUGUCUAGAGGCUGUUUCAAGGCCCUUGUGAUUCUGAAUCCCGGCAAGAACGAUAUCAUCGUGAGCAAUCUUGCCGUGGGCUUAACGACGGUAGGCAACAGAAUGUCCCGCCUGGUCAAAGGCCAAAGCGCCUGGGAUGAUAAUGAAACUGACAAGUCACAGAUCUCUGUCAAUUACCUGCCUCUCACGCAGACGCCUCCCCUCCAUCUCGCCAUACUUGUCGCCAGCGAUUCGCCUGAGAGGAUGGACUGCCCGCCGUGUAAAGCGGGAGGCAUCGCAGAUCAUGCAACCUUGGAGGCUGCUGUCAAAAAGCUACGCAUGACGGCAGCUAUGUGUCAGGCGUUGCUAGCCGAGCAGAUGCAUGCUGCGGGCCUUGGGCGUCGCUCGUUCCGUUUGGAAUUGGAAGACCGGAUAGACACUCUCAGGUUUGAGUCCAUGCUUGAUCAUCGUCGCUCGGCAUUGUAUCGGUCGACGAUCAAAGUCCACGUGCUUAGAACGGACAAGACAGUCGCUGAGAUACGCCGAGCAGAAGGUACACCGAACCACAAUGAGCUGCUUGAGAUAUUCACCAAGGCUCUGGAGACCGAAGACGGCUUGUUUGACCCCAAGGGCGUUGUUGCUGGCUUGAUUCUUGACACUAGCUACGACGCAGGUAUAGAUAUCACUUCGGGCCACACUUCAUUUGCGAAGCACGAUCCCAGCUCCAGGUCUGUUGGCGUGAUUGGCUCUCAACUCGUGUACACAUGGCCAAGAUUUUCUGAAGAGGUUGCGUAUUGCCUUAUGGAUAUCGUGGGGAAUGAUUUCAAUGUCCGAACAACCAAUUGGGCGUCAUGCGCCAUGAGCCAAGGAUCUUUUUUUGAGAAGAUUGGCCAUGCCUUUGGCAUCCCUCUCGAGGCCGCCUUCGUGAAACUAGGCCACUGGCAAGACUGGCCCAAACGAUUCCUUCCCGUAUCACCUACCAAGGGCGAGGGCUUACUAACCAUUGGUGAUGCCACUUUUCAUUGGGAAUGGUCUUUUGAGGACCAGCUCCGCCUCCUAGGCCAGCGUCACUUCGCACUCCCGCUGGACGAAGAGCUAGACUGCCGCGCACCGACGGUCCAUGUUCGAGGACGUGCCGGUCUUGAGCAAUUGGCCAUCCGGUGCAGGGAUGGUAUUGCUGCGGCGUAUAUCGACGGUCGUAUUUUACAUGAUAUAGAAUCGUCAAAACCGCUUCGGCAGCCUGUCCUCAGCAUCAUGACGCUGAAGCAUGAAUUUGAGCAGAAAGAGGCAGCGCGAUUGAAGGUGCUGUCCAUGAAUGGAAACCACGUGGAUCUCCCGGUAUGGAAAGUGGUGUCCUGCCAGCCGCCGGUGAAUAUUCCUGGAACGCGGAUGUAUCUUAGAAGGGUCAACGCCGGCCAUCCCUUGACAAAGAAUGACAGCCCUUGGGCGGCCAUGCUGAAAAAGCGAGAUGACCAAGGCCAGAUAGUGCGAGCGUACAAGAUUGAUAUACGAGUUGACUGCCGUUUCCGGGGUGUAGGCAUUUAUUACGAGGAUGGGAUCAAGGCCGAUUGCGGACAGCCCGGUGGCCGAGACGCUCCAUCUCAAAUGACUACCCUUCCAAAGAGGGGGAGAAUCUCCAAAGUCACGGUGGCGUACAGUGAGCCAACCCGCUUUGUUGGUAUGCAGAUACACCUUUCGAAUGGAGAGACCAUAGGUGCCUUGAACGAGAGCGCUUCAAAGGUCACACUAGCGAUGAAGCCGGGUGCGAACGAGGAGAUUGUCGGUUUCUAUGGGAUGAACGGACCGGAUGGGCAGUGCUGCCAGUUCGGCAUCCUGAAGGCGCCCAAGCGUUUCCCACUGCCCCCCUCUCUGUACGAGAAUCCUGAGCUGCAGGGUGGUUCGGGAUGUGAUUAUUACCCUGAUCACGACAGGCGAGGACGUGUACUUGAGGAGCAGCCAGGCGAUGUUGAUGAGGCCGAUGCUUCGGAGGAUGAGGAUGAGGAUGAGGAUGACGAGGCUGAGGCCGAGUAUUGCUGGGAUGAUGAGGAUGAUGAUGGCGAUGGCUAUUACUACGAGUAUGAUUACGAGUAUGAUUACGAUUACGAUUGCGAUUACGAAUAG
Messenger RNA from Clonostachys solani, 2265 nucleotides. The record is from the annotation of a GenBank genome assembly. Lineage: Eukaryota; Fungi; Ascomycota; Sordariomycetes; Hypocreales; Bionectriaceae.